Messenger RNA from Oreochromis aureus, 2375 nucleotides. RefSeq names its product cysteine and glycine-rich protein 1b (gene csrp1b). The transcript has 6 exons. Gene Ontology annotation, cellular component: nucleus; cytoplasm; Z disc. Gene Ontology annotation, molecular function: actinin binding; structural constituent of muscle. The record is from RefSeq and is a predicted model, not a curated record. Lineage: Eukaryota; Metazoa; Chordata; Actinopteri; Cichliformes; Cichlidae. Gene Ontology annotation, biological process: muscle tissue development; sarcomere organization. Bases 139 to 717 code for a protein of 192 amino acids.
UUUGUGUCCCAGCUCCUCCCUCACUUCAACAUGGGCCUCCCUCUGUUUCUCCGCUAACAAGUGUCUCUUCUCAGCUCAGCUGUCUCACAGUUUCAUCAAACACCCACCGAGAGGAGCGUCGCUUUGCCUUGUUACAGAAUGCCUUUAGGGGGAGGAAAUAAGUGUGGCUGCUGCCAGAAAGCUGUCUACUUUGCUGAGGAAGUGCAGUGUGAGGGAAAGAGCUGGCAUAAAUCCUGUUUUCUGUGCAUGGUGUGUAAGAAAAACUUGGACAGCACAACUGUGGCUGUUCAUGUGGAUGAGAUCUACUGCAAAUCCUGCUAUGGCAAGAAAUAUGGGCCAAAAGGCUAUGGCUACGGAGGUGGAGCUGGUACGCUGAGUAUGGAUACGGGAGAGGGUCUUGGAAUCAAGCCUGAAGUACAAACUCCUCAUCGCCCAACAAAUAACCCCAACGCCUCCAAGUUUGCCCAGAAAGCAGGAGGGUCAGACGUGUGUCCACGCUGUGGGAAAACAGUGUAUGCAGCAGAGAAGGUUAUUGGGGGAGGCAAUUCAUGGCAUAAGAGCUGUUUUCGUUGUGCCAAAUGUGGAAAAGGACUCGAGUCCACAACCCUUGCUGAUAGAGAUGGGGAGAUCUACUGUAAAGGUUGCUAUGCAAAGAACUUUGGUCCAAAGGGUUUUGGCUUUGGUCAGGGUGCAGGCGCUCUUGCUCAUUCCCAGUGAAGCCUGAAGCCUUAGCUCACCUGGGACUGACAUCUGGUGGGCUCUGAUAUCACAGCUUCUGGGAUCUCUCAGUCAACAUGUAGCUUAUUUCACUCUGCCCUUUCACUUUAGCUACAGGCAAUGAAAAAUGAAAGAAGCACACAUCAGCAGCUCUUUGAAAAUAUUCAGCAAGCAGAGUCUGCUCCUUACUUGAUGUUGCAUUAGACUCCAGUGUAUACAACCCCAAGUCCAAAAAAGUUGGGAUGUGUAUGUGUUCUAAAUAAAGACAGAAAGCAGUGAUUUGCAAAUCUCAUAAAUCUAUAUUUUAUUCAUAACGGAACACAGAAAAGGCAUCACAUGCUUAAAAUGAGGUAUUUUACUAUUUCAUUAACAUUUUAGGUCAUUUUGAAUUUGGGAUGACGACAGCAAAAGAAGUGCAAAUGUACUAAAAUACUAAAAACAAAAAGCAGUAGGAACAGAGAUUCAACAAUCUGGAAACCACUGCAUCCACAAAUUGAUGAUCAGUAUUCUGAAAUUUUACCAGAAAGUAAAAUCCUGAAUAUACCAUAAUCAAAAGAUUUAGAGAAUCUGAAGAAAUCUGUGUCCAAGGGACAAAAAUGAAAAUCAGUAUGGGAAUCAUGUGAUCAUCAGUAACCUCAACGGGACGACAUUAAAAACAUAACGGUCAUGGAUAUCACCUGCAUGGACUCAGGAACACUUCUAGAAACCAUCGUCUCACAACACAGUUCACUGUGUCAUCCAUAAAUGCAAGUUUAACCUCUAUUAUCCAAAGAAGUGCCAUUAGAAUUUCCCAAUUCUGGGACUAAUAAAAGCCAUCUUAAUUUGUCCCAAAACUCCUUAAAAAAAAAAUCAAAUUAGUUAUUUCUUUGGUCAAAUGAUUAAAAGUUUUAAAAUUCCUAUGCGUACUGCAUCCUGUGGACUAAAUAAUGGACCAUCUGACUUGUUAUUAGUGCUCCAUUUUAAAGCCUGCAUCUCUGAUAGUAUGGGGACACAUCAUUAGCAGUGAAAUUGGCAGCUUGCACAUCUGGAAAGACACCAUCGAUGCUGGAAGACAAAUACAGAAUUUACAGAAACAAUUUCCAGACUUUUACGGACUGUUAAAGGAAGACGAGUUGGUACACAGUGGUAAACAGCCCUGUCUUUGCUGUCAAAUUCAAAAUGACCAUAUUUUAGUUUAAAAUGGAAAACAUUUUCUCAAUUUAAACAUUUGCUAUGUUUUUUAUAUUCUGUUGUGAAUAAAAUGUGAGUUCGAGAUUUGCAAAUCAUUGCAUUCUAUUUACUUGAUUACAUUUGCUACAUUGGCAUAAGUGUAGCAAACACUUCUACAAAUGUUACACUGACAUCUAAUUCUACUUUAGUAGAAACAUAAAGUGUGCACUCACUGAGUAGUUAACAAUUUGGCUUAAACAGUACUAGGACACGUACACAAAAGCAACUUGGCUUAUCGAGUGCUAAAUUUAAAUAACAUCUAAAAACAAUAGACAACAAGAACAAAAGAAGAAAUACACUUAUACACAGACAACUGUGAGAAAACAGUCUUAAAUCACGCCUCAGUUACAUUGGUGCUGAAGCUUUUCUUACUGCUAAGUGUUAUAAAUAAUAUCUUAAGAAAUGCAUUUUUUGCUCUAACACAAAAUAAACAUAAUGGCAAAAGCAAA